AAAUAUGAGUGAAGUUGGUUUGAAAAGUUGAUGUUGUGUAGACGUGUGUUCAAGCGAGGUACCUGACUAAACAUGGUGCAAUUAAGGGAAGAACUGUUUGGAUCGAAAGCCAAAAAGUUCACUUGGAAGACAGACUCAGGAUUCUCGGUGUCUGUCAUAUCCUACGGAGCCACCAUCACUUCUAUCCAGGUCCCAGACAAGAGCGGUAUCACAUCGGAUGUGGUGCUCGGGUUCGAUGACCUCGAUAGUUACGUGAAACGGAACGUGCCGUAUCUUGGCGCCACUGUCGGUCGCUGCGCCAACCGCAUCGGUCGCGGCCAGUACCAGAUAGAUGGCGGUAGUUAUCAAGUCGCGAAGAAUAUUGGGGAGAAUCAUCUACAUGGCGGUAUUGUGGGCUUUGAUAAGGUAUACUGGCAAUCAUCAGUAGACGGCACAGCGGUAACCUUCAGCUAUCUAUCCAAAGACGGUGAGGAAGGUUAUCCUGGCGACCUGGUCACCAACGUCACGUAUGACGUCACAGAAGACAGCACCCUCCACGUCGUUUUUUCUGCUACUACCACGAAGAAGACUGUUGUGAAUCUGACCAACCAUUCUUACUUUAACUUGGCUGGACAUGACGGAGGUGCAGAUGAGUUGUAUAAGCAUGAGGUGGCCAUUAAUGCUGAUAGAAUAACGGAUACGGACUCCAACUCGAUUCCUACGGGUAAAUUCGUGAAGGUUGGGGGAACCCCCUACGACUUGCGGACAGCCCGUCGUCUCGGUGACGUCAUCAAUAAGGGGACUAACCUUUAUGAUGACAACUUCUGCGUGGCUACUUAUGGCAAUAAGGGUGUAAACUUCGUGUCCCGCGUGACCCACCCACCUUCAGGGCGCUACCUCGAGGUCUACAGCGACCAGCCAGGAGUGCAGUUCUACACUGCCAAUUUCCUACCCUCACCCAACGAACCAGCGUUGGUAGGAAAACAAGGCGUAGGCUACAGGAAACACGGAGCGUUCUGCCUUGAAACCCAGAAUUUCCCUGAUGCUGUGAACCAUGCUAAUUUCCCAACAGCUGUGUUGAAGCCUGGACAGGUUUAUAUUCAUAAGGUGAAGUAUUGUUUUGGCGUGGAGGCCGAACCACAGCCUGUUGUAGUGGGUAACUGAAAUAUGACCGA
Molecule: messenger RNA, 1154 nt
Organism: Plutella xylostella (diamondback moth)
Lineage: Eukaryota; Metazoa; Arthropoda; Insecta; Lepidoptera; Plutellidae
Source: RefSeq, a predicted model, not a curated record